Messenger RNA from Tauraco erythrolophus (red-crested turaco), 429 nucleotides. The record is from RefSeq and is a predicted model, not a curated record. NCBI's taxonomy places the organism in Eukaryota, Metazoa, Chordata, Aves, Musophagiformes, Musophagidae.
AUGUAUAAAAUGGAAUAUUCUUACCUCAAUUCCUCUGCCUACGAGUCCUGUAUGGCUGGGAUGGACACUUCGAGCCUGGCUUCAGCUUAUGCUGACUUCAGUUCCUGCAGCCAAGCCAGUGGCUUUCAAUAUAACCCUAUAAGGACCACUUUUGGGGCCACCUCUGGCUGCCCAUCCCUCACUCCAGGAUCCUGCAGUCUCGGCUCUCUUAGGGACCACCAGAGCAGUCCAUACGCAGCAGUUCCUUACAAACUCUUCACCGACCACGGAGGUUUAAACGAGAAGAGGAAACAGAGGCGGAUCAGAACCACGUUCACCAGCGCCCAGCUCAAGGAACUGGAGAGGGUGUUUGCAGAGACUCAUUACCCUGAUAUAUACACCCGGGAGGAGCUGGCGCUCAAAAUAGAUCUCACUGAGGCGAGAGUGCAG